AUGAAAGAACUACUACACGUCCGUCAAUAUGUUGGCAUCUCAGCGCGCAACGGACGCACGUCCGCGCCACCUGCGCGUCGAAGCAGGGUGGCACUGGCGGUGCUCAGGGACGCGAAUGGCCAGGCCGCGUCGGUGUUCGGGAUAUCUCAGGAGGACGCUCAGAAGCGCAGCCCUGUGGAGUGGGACGAGGAGGCGGAGGGGUUCUGGCGGGCGUCGGGCCGGAGGAUGACGGAGGUGCGGCGGCUGUUUUCAACGAGCACGAACCGCAUCUGGGCGGACGGAGAGGCGCUGUCGCAGCGGGAACAGGAGUGGCUGAGCGAGCUGCCGUGGAUGACGGAGUCGGACCUGCGCGCCAUGGUUCGGAAGAGCCCGCGACUCAUUACGCACACAGCACGGAGCCUGGCGGCCAAGAUGGAGGCCCUGGAGCGCUACCUGCCGGCGGUCCAGUGCCAGAAGCUCGUCAAGCGAGACCCACGGCCGCUCACACGGAGCGAGGCGAGCCUCAAGCGGCAGGUGGCGGUUCUGCGGGAAGCGCUGGGCGCGGGAGACCCCCCCGGGGGCGACGCAGUCCUUGCCAAGGCGUUACGCGCCACCAGCACUCUUCUGCAGUACCCUGUCGCGCAAAUCACGCUCCGUCGAGAUGAGGUCGUCCAGGCCGCCGAAAUGCUGCUGCUCGAGGGUCGCAAGGGUGCGGAGCACGCGGGGGCCCCCGCCGCGGCCACGCCCCCCGACAUCGGGCGGAGCGCCCAGGCGUGCGACCCGCGGGUCCCUGCCGGGCAAGUCAACACCUUCCUGCCGCGGCGCCGCCGCAGGAGCGCACUACCGGAGGACGACGCGGCGGCCAUCGAGGCGACGGCAACACGACUGGUGCAAAAGGCCCCCUCGCUGCUGACGCAGUCCGCCGGCGCCGUGAAACGGCGCAUCGAUGACCUCAUGCGUCUCAUGGCGCCGCGCGUGGGCCGCGCGUGCGUGGCUCGGAUCAUCGUCGCGGAGCCGGGGCUGCUGUGCUCGCAACACAUUUGGAAGGGCACGGCGCCGAAGUGGCUGCUGCUGGUCGAGGCCUGCGACCGCGUCGAGGCGUGGAGCGCGUGGCUCGACACGUCGCCGGCGUCGAGCAUUGCGCGCAUCGUCUGCCUGAAGCGUGAGAACGUGGCGCAGCUGAUGGCGCUGGCGGACCUGGCCGCGGAGUUUGAGACCGCGGAGAGGCGGUCGCGCGAGGGGGACAUCAUCGCGGACGCGUGGCGCAAGGAUGAGGGGGACGCGGAGCUGCGGCAGGUGCAGGAGGCGGCGGCGAAUCUCCUGCGGUACGUGCCGACGACGUUGCUGCAGCGCAGGAGCGUGGAGGGCCCGGGGGGACUCUUGGAGGGGCUCGGGGUACAGGCCGAGGUGUUUCGGGAAGUUGUGCUGGAGCGGGCGGCGCUGUAUGUGGAGGACUACGACGGCCUGGGUGGCGUUUGA
Pedinophyceae sp. YPF-701 is the source of this 1458-nucleotide messenger RNA. The record is from the annotation of a GenBank genome assembly. NCBI's taxonomy places the organism in Eukaryota, Viridiplantae, Chlorophyta, Pedinophyceae.